AUGGCCCUAAUGUCUGCAACUAAGAGAGGAAAACAGAAGCAACAGGCAGAAGUUUCAGAAGAAGAAGACUUCGAAACAUUUGUACGAGAGUCGCUUGGGCAACUGAGCAAAGGUCAGAAACAAAUCUCAAACUUAAAAGCUAAAGUAAAGCAGAAUGAAACAGCGUUAGAUAAAAUAUCUAGCCAAUUUAAGACCAUCAACGACAGCUUUGAAGAACUCAAGGGCGAGCUUCAUGACGCGAGGUGUAAAGUCGACGAGAUGGAAAGCUCUGUUCAAAAACACGCUAAGCAAAUUGAGGGAAUGCGUGAAAGACUGCUGUCCCUUGAGCGGUAUUCUCGAGAAUAAAACCUCCGUUUCCACAACGUUCCAGAAUCUACUGACGAGGAUCGUGUCCAAAAGGUCCGUAACAUUUUAUCCAACCACCUUGAUAUGGACCCGGAGAUUGAAAACACGCAUCGUGUUGGUCCUCGAAAUGACGACAAACCGCGAGUAAUUAUUUGCAAGUUCUUUCAUCGUCCACAGAGAUAUAAAGUUAUCCAGAAGAAGCGUGAUCUCGAGGAUGGUAUUUGGGUUACAGAGGACCUGGUCUGGGAAGAUCGUGAAGCAAAGAAGGAAUUAAAGAAAGUAAUGAAGGAGGCAUUUGAAAAUGCUAAAAAGCCUAGAUUCGCGCGUGGAAAACUUAACAUAGAUGGAGCUCUUUAUCGCAAAACGUAACUUCACGGUCAAGUCAGAAUAUGUAGGCAUUUAUUAUCUCGUACUUACGUUAGUAAUUUUCGAAAAUUUAAGUCAAUUUUGUGACUGUAAAUGACAAGCGACACAUAUGACCCAGAUUUAAAUCUUCAGUCUUUUAAUGACCAUGGCAUAUUUACAUUAGAACUUUCGCAUGUUGUCAAACCUCAACUCUCGGCCCUUCACUUAAAUAUAAGAAGCCUAAGCAAGCAUUUCGACGAGCUAUGUCAUCUUUUGAAUCCAUUUCCCUUCCCGCUAGAUUUGCUUGCUUCUUCUGAAACUUGGAUUACCCCCCAAGUUGACAUAAGCAGCUUGCAAAUCUCAGGUUACAAUAUCAUAACUGACAAUCGCACGUUUUCUACAGGUGGCGGAGUUGCUUUAUAUUUAAAGUCAAGUUUUGAAUAUCAUUUAAGAAAUGGUUUAAAGAUAGCUGGUGUUGAAAAUAUUUGGGUUGACACACAAGACUUGCUUAUUGGCGUUAUUUAUAACCCUUCCAGUGGGUCCCAACGCGAUUUUAUUGAUGAAUUUGAAAACGUUCUGCAUUCCGUCUUUUUGUCUAAGAGAAAGUGUCUGAUCUUAGGUGAAUUCAACAUCAAUACACUCGUCAAGAGCACAAUAGCAAAAGAAUACCUCAACUUGAUCCACUCAGAAGGUUUUAAUCCUUUGGUUCUCGAAGCAACUCGCGUAACUGAGUCAACAACAAGUUGUAUAGACCACAUUCUUUCUAACUUUGUGUCUUCAAGUACUAGUGGUAGCAUUGCUAUAGAAAUAGCUGAUCAUCUUCCAGUCUUUACUCUUUCGUAUGACCCUACGCUAAGUCCCUUUCCCAAUAAAAUUGAAAUUAGAGAUUUUAAAAGGUUUGACAACAUUGCUUUUCAAAAAGCGUUGAGGAAUGCUAAUUAG
Porites evermanni is the source of this 1632-nucleotide messenger RNA. NCBI's taxonomy places the organism in Eukaryota, Metazoa, Cnidaria, Anthozoa, Scleractinia, Poritidae. The record is from the annotation of a GenBank genome assembly.